Ostertagia ostertagi is the source of this 1647-nucleotide messenger RNA. The record is from the annotation of a GenBank genome assembly. Lineage: Eukaryota; Metazoa; Nematoda; Chromadorea; Rhabditida; Trichostrongylidae.
AUGUUUUGGGGGUCUCCUGUGUGGAAUUUCAGAUUUCAGCUAGGCCGAGAUGCAAAUGGCGUUAAAUUCCUUUCUCACAAUUUUUUUUAUCCAGGCAUGUCCACCGUGCCCGAGCAGGAUGAGUCGACACAGAAGAUCAUACUGCCGGAACCGUACAGCCACAGCAGCUCGAGCACCCCUGCGAUUUCAAGGCAACGGUCACUCGAUCCUUCGACUGCGAAGCGCACGGCGGAAUCUUCUCUCACCGAGCCCAGCGCCACCACUACCAGCAACGGCACAUGCUUCGGUUUGCUUGAUAAUGAGGAGGAGGAACGGUUGCUCGGCGACUCUGCGAAGCCUUUGCCAUUCAUCGGUGACCCAUCUCGAGCAAAAGCUGGUCGAAGUCCAAUUGUAGCACGACAUGCAUCUACAGCACCAAGUUUACGGUCGAUUUCGUUGCCGAAAGGUUCAUCUCCUCAAAGCUCUUCCGAAUUGCCGCAUUCAGCAUCCGUGGCCACAGUACAUCCACCUCACUCAGGGUCAUCACCAGCAAGGAUUCCACUGACACAAAGCGAAUUGCGGAAGCCAAAGAAAGUGGUUUCGCAGUACUACAAAAGGCAAAAUGAGCUCCUGGAGAAUUUCAAGAAUGACAGUGAACAAAUUCAGGUAUUUCAAAAGGUGCGAACGCGGCAACGUUUGAUCUCGUCUACAAGCACAGAAGGCGACAUAACACAAAAGGACGAUAGCGAUGUUUUAAAUCGAAGCCUGUCCCGUAAAGAUUCAAAGAUCAGCAACAACAAUCUCUCGUCUUCCUGGGAUACGACUGCGCCUUUGCUCAAAAACACGGAUGGUGAGCAGGACCUUGAAAUUGGUAACGCUCCAAGUAAUCGACCUCUAGUAGAUCCAGCAGAUGAUCGGAAGGCAUCUAUUGCGUCUGAUAUCUCAAUAUUAGCGAAACACGAAGCAGCUAUGGACGCUGCACGUGCAACAUCUAAAGCUGCAUCGCGACUGGCUCACGCAACAUUGAUUGUGAAUAUAACCUUGAUGCUUGCAAAGGGCCUUGCGUCGUACUUGUCCGGAUCGUUGUCCAUUUUGUCGUCGUUAGUUGACUCCUGCGUUGACAUCACAUCAGGCCUUGUGAUUUCGAUUUCAACACGGAUGAUCAAGAAAAGGGAUCCAUACCUCUAUCCAAGAGGACGCACGAGACUUGAACCACUGUCACUGAUUAUUAUAAGUGUUGUGAUGGGCGUCGCUAGUGUUCAGCUGAUCUUUGGUGCGAUUAGUCGCAUAGCAGCUGCUUAUCAAUUCCACGUGCAUGGUGUUGGUGAGAAGCCUACGCUGGAUGUGUCGUUUGUCUCCGCAUCGAUUAUGGUUAGCACGGUGAUUGUGAAAUUUUCACUCUUUUGCAUAUGUCAGAAGUAUAAAUCGGAUCCCUCAAUAGCCGUUCUCGCCAUGGAUCAUAGAAAUGAUUGCUUGUCGAAUACGGUGGCUCUUGCUUGUGCCUGGCUUGGUACUGUAUAUUGGUAUUACCUCGAUCCGAUUGGUGCGAUUUUGGUGUCCCUAUAUAUUCUCUACACGUGGGUGAGCACUGGUUGGGAUCAUUUGUCAAAAUUGAGCGGGAAGUCGGCUAAGCCAGAGUUUAUCAAUCGCAUCAUAAAGGUCGUAUAG